Molecule: messenger RNA, 7799 nt
Organism: Anolis sagrei ordinatus
Lineage: Eukaryota; Metazoa; Chordata; Lepidosauria; Squamata; Anolidae
Gene: ATAD2B
Product: ATPase family AAA domain containing 2B
Biological process (GO): positive regulation of transcription by RNA polymerase II
Cellular component (GO): nucleus
Molecular function (GO): ATP binding; histone binding; ATP hydrolysis activity
Source: RefSeq, a predicted model, not a curated record
GGGCGGGUGCGCGAGGAGAGAAAGGGACGAGGGAAGGCGCAGCAAUGGCGGCCCGUGGGUGAGGGUGCCUGCCUGGCUGGCUGAGCGGCGGAGGCCGAGGCGGAGCUGGGUGCAGGGGGUCCCCCUUGCUCGCUUGCUUUCCGGCGGCGGCGGCGGCGGCCAUGGUGAACACGCGCAAGAGCGUCCAGUCGCAGCGCCUGCUGGCCAAGGCGGCGGGGGCCGGGGCCGGCAGCCAUUUCAUCUCGUCCCGGACCCGCUUGUCCCGAACCAGCGCCAAGGCGGCGGCGGCAGCGGCAGAGGCAGCUCGAGCAGCGGCAGCGGCGGCCGGGCAGGAAGAGGACUCGGCCCGGAGAGAUGAUGGCAGUGAUGGUAGUUUGAGUGAUAGUCACAUAUCACCUCCAGCCAAACGUACACUGAAACAUGCUGAUUCUGUAUGCAAAGACAAAUCAAAAUCUCGCAGUACUGGGCAGCGAGAGGAAUGGAGCGUCUCAACUGGACAGUCCCGGUUAAAUUCUCAAUCUGGUGCUACCUUACCAAAUGGUCGUAGUUUAUCUCUCAAAAGCUGCUCCCUUCGUGGAGAGAAAAAGGGAGAUGGGGACCAUGCUUGCAUAAAUGGAGGCAGAGAAAUCAGAAAAAGUUGUCGGUCCAGGAAAAACAGAUUUGAAAGCUUGAAUCAAAGUUUACUGUUUGACCAGCUAGUAAACAGUACUGCUGAAGCUGUUCUUCAGGAAAUGGACAAUAUUAACAUCAGAAGAAAUAGGCGAUCAGGUGAAGUGGAACGUUUGCGCAUGUGGACAGAUACAGAAUUCGAAAACAUGGAUAUGUAUUCACGUGUUAAAAGAAGGAGGAAAUCAUUGAGGAGAAAUAGUUAUGGAAUCCAAAACCACCAUGAAGUUUCCACAGAAGGGGAAGAAGAAGAGUCACAAGAGGAGGAUGGAGAUAUUGAAGCUGAAGAGGCAGAAGGAGAAGAAAAUGAUCGUCCCUAUAAUCUGAGACAAAGAAAAACAGUUGAAAGAUAUCAAGCGCCUCCUAUAGUGCCAGCUCACCAGAAGAAAAGGGAAAAUGCAUUAUUUGACAUUCAUAGAUCUCCUGCAAGAAGAAGCCAUAUCAGAAGAAAAAAGCAUGCGAUUCAUAGUAGUGAUACAACCUCUUCAGAUGAAGAACGCUUUGAAAGAAGAAAAUCUAAGAGCAUGGCAAGAGCAAGAAACCGAUGUCUGCCUAUGAACUUCAGAGCAGAAGACUUGGCCAGUGGCAUCCUGCGUGAACGAGUGAAAGUUGGCGCAAGCUUGGCUGAUGUUGAUCCAAUGAUUCUUGACAAAUCGGUGCGCUUUGAUAGCAUAGGUGGAUUGAGCAAUCAUAUUCACGCACUUAAAGAAAUGGUUAUAUUUCCUCUUCUGUAUCCUGAAAUAUUUGAAAAAUUCAAAAUUCAACCACCAAGGGGCUGUUUGUUUUAUGGUCCUCCUGGAACAGGUAAAACCUUGGUAGCUAGAGCUUUGGCCAACGAAUGCACCGAAGGGGAGAGAAAAGUUGCUUUUUUUAUGAGGAAAGGAGCAGAUUGUCUCAGCAAGUGGGUCGGUGAAUCUGAACGACAACUUCGACUCCUCUUUGAUCAAGCAUACUUGAUGAGGCCAUCUAUAAUAUUUUUUGAUGAAAUAGAUGGCUUGGCUCCAGUCCGUUCUAGCAGACAAGACCAGAUUCACAGCUCUAUAGUGUCUACUCUACUUGCUCUCAUGGAUGGACUUGACAACAGAGGUGAAAUAGUUGUUAUUGGUGCUACCAACAGACUUGAUUCAAUAGAUCCAGCACUCAGGAGACCUGGUCGUUUUGACAGGGAAUUUCUUUUUAGCUUGCCUGAUCAAAAGGCAAGAAAGCACAUUUUACAAAUUCAUACCAGGGACUGGAACCCCAGAUUAUCAGAUCAUUUUUUAGAAGAGUUAGCUGAAAAAUGUGUCGGAUACUGCGGAGCUGACAUAAAAGCACUUUGCACUGAGGCUGCCUUGAUUGCCCUGCGACGGCGCUAUCCUCAGAUCUACGCAAGCAGUCAGAAGCUGCAACUUGACGUUGCUUCAAUAGUUCUCAGUGCACAAGAUUUUUACCAUGCAAUGCAGAAUAUUGUGCCUGCCUCUCAGCGUGCUGUAAUGUCAUCAGGACAUGCGCUGUCUCCCAUCGUAAGGCCACUGCUGGAAAGGACUUUCAGUGAUAUUCUAGCGGUUUUACAUAGAGUGUUUCCUCAUGCUGAAAUCAGUCAGAGUGAUAAAAAAGAAGAUGCAACAAAUCUCAUUUUGGAUGAUAGUGAAGAUGAAAAUACUUUAUCAAUAUUUGAAAUAAGUUGUCCGUCGGGAUCACCAAAGAAACAGUUAUCAGCUGCUAUACAUAAUAAACCUUACCUUCAUUUUACAAUGUCAGCUUACCACCAGCCAACCUCUUAUAGGCCAAGAUUACUGCUUUCAGGAGAAAGAGAUUCAGGUCAGACUUCACAUCUUGCUCCAGCACUAUUGCACUCGCUUGAAAAAAUUGCUGUACACAGAUUAGAUCUGCCAGCACUUUAUUCGGUCAGUGCCAAAACACCUGAAGAAUCGUGUGCGCAGAUCUUUCGUGAAGCAAGAAGAACACUACCAAGUAUUGUUUACAUGCCUCAUAUUGGUGAUUGGUGGGAAGCUGUCAGUGAAACUGUGAGAGCUACAUUUCUAACUUUGCUGCAAGAUAUACCAUCAUUCUCACCGAUAUUUCUACUCUCUACCUCUGAAACCAUGUAUAGUGAGCUGCCAGAAGAGGUGAAGUGUAUCUUUAAAAUCCAAUAUGAAGAGGUUUUUUAUAUUCAGCGACCUAGUGAAGAAGAUAGGCGUAAAUUUUUCAAAGAGCUGGUUCUCAAUCAGGCAUCAAUGCCUCCUCCAAGGAGGAAACAAACUGCUCUUUCAGAUCUGGAGGUGCUCCCUCUUGCCCUCCCGUCUCCUGCCCAUCAGCUGUCCGAGGUGGAAAAGCAGAGGCUGGAGGACCAGGAAGAAAACACACUGAGAGAGCUGCGGUUGUUCCUCAGGGAUGUCACCAAGAGAUUGGCCACCGACAAGCGCUUUAACAUCUUCAGCAAACCGGUGGAUAUUGACGAGGUUUCAGAUUAUCUUGAAGUUAUCAGAGAACCAAUGGACCUCUCAACAAUAAUAAGUAAAAUUGAUAAACAAAACUAUUUAACAACAAAGGAUUUUCUGAUAGACAUAGAUCUCAUCUGCAGCAAUGCAUUGGAAUAUAAUCCCGAUAAAGAACCGGGUGAUAAAAUAAUUCGGCACAGAGCCUGCACUCUGAAGGACACUGCACAUGCCAUCAUUGCUGCAGAACUGGAUCCUGAGUUCAAUAAAAUGUGUGAGGAAAUCAAGGAAGCAAGAAAAAAGAGAGGCUUAUCAGUAACCGCAGAACAAAUAAAUCCUCACGGUUCCAAUGUACAGAAAGCAGAAACCAGAGUCGAAGAAGCAUUCCAGAACAAGCAAAAAAAUGCCAUGACACUUUGGCGCAGUUCCGCAAAUAAAUGUGCAUUUCGCUUGAGGAGGAAAAACCGACGACGUUCCCAAUGGGGCAAAGGCAUUAUUAAAAAGAGAAAAGUGAAUAAUUUAAAAAAAGAUGAUGAUGAUGCCAAGUUUGCGGAUGAUGAAAACCAAGGAGAGGACAACAAACCGAUGGAGAAUGGGGAACUUGAGGGAAGUACAGACUGCAUUGAGGAGAAUGGGGAAGAAGCAGGAGACCUCUUUCUGACAAAUGACGAAUCGUCUUGUGAUAUCAUGGAUAUACAUGGAGAACAAAGACUUAAUAAUGGAACAGUGGGAAAAGAAAAUAGUAUCCCAUCUACAGAAGAGAGUUCAAAUGAGUCCCUUCUGGUAAAUAACAAAACAGCUAUGGAUGUAGGAAAGGAAUCCAAGGAAGAAUCACCCUUCAAGAGGGACUGUGUCAAUGGUGAGGCCUCCAGUGGGAUGUCUAUUCCAGUGUGCCAGUAUGGCAAAUGUGAAUCAUUGAAUGCUGUUUUACCUUCUGGUGAAACUGACACAUCCACUCAGAAGCAAGCUGCAACUGUGGAUGAUUACCAAAAAGAAAAAGUGGCAGGUUCAAGUGAUAGUCAAGAAGUAGAACAGAUAAAGCCUUCUGACGUUGAGGCACCACAUUGCAGCAAUAGCGAGAAGAAAACACAAGGCACAGAUGUUGAAACUAAAGAAACUGAAUCAGAUAAAGAAGGUACAUUGAAAAAUAAAAAACCUCGUAAAGUUGCUUUGGCACAAGUUCCGGAAGAACAGGAGCAUGUGCCCCCUGUUAUUGUUGACCAUGGCAGAUUAAUGAAUUUGCUAGAUUUAUUGGUUAAGAAAAGCGAUAACCUGACAGUUGACCAGCUUGAGAGGCUCUACUCACUCCUCAAUCAGUGCAUCUACCAGCAUCGUAAAGAUUAUGACAAGACACGGCUUGUAGAGGAGAUGGAAAGAACAGUUUAUAUGUUUGAAACAUUCCUGUGAACUCUCCAAGGUGUGCGGGUGUAUCUUUUCAUGAGCUGCUCACGGUAGAGCAGUCUUCUGAGCCAUUCGAUUUCCAGUUGCACCAAGUAUGUGCAAGAGCCUUGGUCUCAACGCGCUCGCUCUUUGUCUCAUUUUCUGUUAUGAAUUUGGUGCUAUUGUCUCAGGUACCUGAAACCAGCCAGCCUACAAGAACCAAACGGAACUUCAUAAUAUUUGUAUCUUGAUAUAAAUAAAGAAUAUAAUGCCACAACUUGGAGAUUUUUGGUGCUACAGAACCUGCUCUCAUUUCUGCUGUCUACACGCAUUAUCUUAGGAGGAGCUUCAGGCAAAACGGAGCAGGCUAACAAACACCCACAAACUGGAUAGAGCAGAUCCAAUGGAUGGUUUUGUUAAGUAGGCAAGUUCAAAAAAUAAAUAUUUUUCCUUUUUACUUUAUUUUCUGAGGUAAUGGACAGAAGCCUGUUUUUAAAGCUGGCAGUGAAGAAUUGUGGUUGAAUUGAAUUACUUUUGGUAUACAAUAAUGUGAAGAUGAGGCUCUCUGGAGCUGCCUUCAAUGUGCCUUUUUAGUCAGAGGAGGAUGAGGAAGAGGAGGAGGAGAAGGAGAAGGCUAUGAAAGUGGUUGGGAUUGUAGCCAAUGACAGAAUUAGAAAGUUAUUUUCAAAAGCCUGUGUUCCCAAAGAACAGUUUCAGGUCCCCAUGUUGUCGAACGGCAGCCAGUAUUAUGUUUUAACAUGUCUAUGUUGCUCUCCAGAAAGCUAAAUUAAGGAAUUUACAAUGUUAUCUCAGAAUGGUAAAAAUGUGUUUAUUCCACAAGUAUAUAAGUUCUCAUCAAACAAAUUUCACGGUGGAUAUUUAAGGUGGCCGUAGUUGUGUUGGUUUUGUUUUUAUUUCCAUGUUCCCAUUGUAUUCCUUCAGAGUUCUUAAAAACAGGUUUCUUUCUGAACUACGAUAAUUUUUGGAAAUAUUAAAAGAGACAGCUUUGCCCUUCAAAAAAUGUUUUGUCAGUGUUUGUACGAAUUCGAACCCGCUUAUUCAGUACAGUCCAUUUUGCGCAGUAUUCAUCAGACGAUAACUUAAUGGCCUUUCAUUUUGUUUCUUUUGGGAUGUCCUGGAAAGAUUGCUGUUUUCUUGGGGCUGAAGGAUGUGACCUUCGUUCUCAAGAUCCUCCUUUUGGUAAAUAAGAGGAGGCACGUAUCGGGCAACGGGAUUCUCUUUUAGAGUCGAUAUUUGGCAUCUUCUGACGGUCCUUUAGGUCAACAACGUAGAAGGUCAGGUGGAUUGGUAGCUUCUUGUGUUAGCAUCACAUGACCAUAGUGUCCGCUUAUAGUGUGAUCAGAAGCUGCAGGUUAUGUUUUUUCUCACAUAUGCAACUCAGCUUGUUUCCGUUUCAGUAGGCAAAACCAGUUCUCAGACAACUGCAGAGUUACCUGGCUACCUCAGCUUUUUGUAUUUUAGUUACCACCAGUGUUUACAGAAAGCUGCAGUCCGUUUCACUCCCGUUUACAUGCUAACGCUAAGGUACUAGGCAUGUAGCUUGUAGUAGUGAACCAUUGCUGCAUCCCCGCUACUGCAGUGACUCGAUGUGCUUUUUCUCUGCCCUCCCAACCCUUUCUGAUGUUAUGUCCAAGCCUUCUUCUGGCCAAACCUCUACGGGCCCGCCCCCAAAUGCCACUUUGUUAGUUAAUUUCUAGUAUGCAUUUUGUCACACUCCUCUAAACACAACUCCUGUAAAAAUAUUGUAUUUUUUGGUGGGAAAGUGCGAUUAAAACGAAAGCAUAUUUUAAACUUGCAAUUUGUCCCUUUUAGAAAUUUGAUUCUGGGGAUGUCUCUUUUCUUCUGUUGAUAUUUAUUGCCAUUCCUCCCCACCCUCUCCUUUCUGGGAUAUUUUGCUGUCAGAUCCAUUUGCAUUUUGUAUUUUGAUGGGGAUUGUUACACAACUUUGAGAUUUCAUGAAAUGUAGCAGAUUUUUUGUAGCAAGUUUCUGGUAAAAAAAAAACACCCCGUUGUUUUGCAAGUCUCAGGUUCUUGCAGCAUUUUUUAAAAAAACUUUCUAGUUCAGAGCUUCUUUUGUUCAAGUAGCAGCAGCACUUGUGAAAAAGAAAGAAAACAGCAUACAUUUUUAACAAGUUGCUAAAUUUGUACAAAUCUAAAUCCUUUAAAUAUAGUUGUUAAAUAAUUUGAAGAAUAUCGGAAAUUCAAGUUUGGCAUUGAAAAAAUGCUUUCUGAGUGGUCAGCUAAGGAGAAAAAAAAUCUUAGUCGUUUCUGAAUGUUGAAAGAGAACGUGAGGAGCUGCCUCUAAAUGUUAUAGGAUUUCAGAUAAAUUAGCUUAUAUAAAUGUGUUAGUGGGCAACAUGAAUAAAAUGAUAUAUUCACUCUUUUGGCUCCAGAACCAUGCUAAAACAUGUAUCGCUUUUCUUUACUAAUAGCCUAGUGGUUGUAGAGUUAAACCUGUUAAUCUCUUCCUGUUGUCAAGUUGUUUACUCUCUGUAUUUUUGUUGUUAUUAUUAUUAUUAUUGUUAUUAUUAUUAUUUUUGCCACAUAAAAUUGGCAAUAACCUGUACAAAUCAAUUCCUGUUUCUUGUUAUGAAUAUUACCAAUGAACUCCAAGACAUGGCCUUUUCCGAGAGCCAAAAAUGGAGGUUAAAUUUCUGUGGGGCUAAUAAUGGAAUUGCUCUAAGGUGACCACCGCUGUGGAGUUAAAUUGUGUUUGCAAGCUUGAAUUUCACCUGUGAUUAAUUUAUGUUUUGUGUCCUUGGUAUUGUUACUUGAGUUUUCUCAUAUGCCAACUUAUUUAUUAUAGGAUUAUGGGGGUCUUCCUUUCUUUCUUUCCUUCUUUCUUUGUGAAUGCCCUGUCUUAUCGUCUUUUUUCUUCUUUUCUUUUUCAAUUGGAAGGUCAUUCCUGGUUUUGUUUUGAUAUUUUGAAUCGCAGGCCCUGUCGCUGCUCGCCAUUACUCUCCCCUUUUCAUGUACAAAUUCAACAUAGCCUUGAACCUGAGCUCAUCCCUGCUUCUUUUCUAUAUUGUAUGUUGGUUUACUAGGCAAUGGGGACGUCUUGUUGUUUGGUUUCAUCCAUGUGUGUCUCCUAUUUGAUUACGUAAGCUUACUUCCUCAGCUAUGAUAACGUUUUGGAUUCUAUCAGUUGUAUCCAGAAUUGUGUUUCAUGAUUUUUCUUUUUUUUUACUUCAUCUUGCGUUAGCUACGUAAAUUAUUUAAUAUUUUGUUUUGGAAAUUCUGGAUAUUUUGGAACAUUUUACUGUAAUUUGUAAUAUAACUGCUGUGAAAUACUUGAAUAAAGAUGACAAGUAAAAA